UCUCUUUUGCCGCCCAUCGGGUAGGCAGGGCUGCGAUUUUUGCUUUCAGUUGUUCCAGCGUGCAACGCAUCCAGCAUUUUUUAUGAAGCGUCUCACUUCGCACAGUGCGCAUAUAAAUGCCCUGUUCGAUGGCUGGCGAUGCGAGAAGAAGGUGUCAAGAUCUUGAUACCUUUGUUUAUGAUUUAGUAUGACCGUGAUGCGAAGUGCACUGCUGCUGGUCGCCAUUUUGGCUGCCAUCGCAGGAACCUUGGGUGACUCCAGCAACAGCUACAGCAGUUACCGACUGCCGAAAUCGAUCACACCCGAACAUUACAAUCUGCGCGUUUACACACAUCUCGGCGAUGAGCGAGGAUUCAUCUUUUACGGCCGUGUUGCGAUACGGUUCCUCUGCCACGAAGCUGCGGACAGUGUUGUGUUGCAUUCGAAAAAUUUAACACUCCUCGAGCAGCAAAUAACGUUGCACGAAGUAAGCCCGGACGUCCCGCAAAAGGCGUCGCGCGAAAUGGACGUUAAGGGUGUGGAGUACAUUACCGAGCAUGAUUAUGCCGUGUUUCAUGUGAGCACAGCGUUGCGGAAAGGUGCCCGUUACGAGCUGACGAUCCCGUUCGAGAGUGGCCUCGGUACCGGACUGCUCGGCUACUACCGUAGCAGCUAUCUGGACAAGCGCACCAAGCAGAAGGUUUGGCUGGCGGUGACACAGUUCGAACCGACGUACGCGCGCCAAGCGUUCCCGUGCUUUGACGAGCCCGAAAUGAAGGCAACGUUCGACAUAUCCUUGGCACACCACGAACGGUACGUUGCGCUAAGCAAUAUGCCGGUGAACCGCACCGUACCGGUGGAGGAUAUGCCGGGCUGGGUUUUGGACGAGUUCAACACGACGGUGCCGAUGUCCACGUACCUGGUGGCGUACACCGUGAACGAUUUCGAAUAUCGCGAAGCGACGACAUCGGAACCGGGCGAUGUGGUGUUUAAAAUUUGGGCCCGCCGCGACGCGAUCGAUCAGGUAGACUAUGCGCGUGACAUAGGGCCACGGGUGACGCGGUUCUACGAGGAUUACUUCCACCAGAAGUUCCCGCUGCCCAAGAUCGAUAUGAUCGCGAUACCGGACUUUGCGUCGGGCGCGAUGGAAAACUGGGGUCUCAUCACGUACCGCGAGACGGCGCUGCUGUACCAUCCGAACAUCUCCACCGCCAGCAACAAGCAUCGCGUUGCGUCGGUAAUUGCGCACGAGCUGGCGCACCAGUGGUUCGGCAAUCUGGUUACGAUGCGUUGGUGGACGGAUUUGUGGCUUAACGAAGGUUUCGCUACGUACGUUGCUAGUCUCGGUGUCGAUUAUCUGCAUCCCGAGUGGUACUCGCUCGAGGAGGAGUCCAUAUCGAACACGCUGGAUAUUUUCAAGUUUGACGCACUGCUGUCGAGCCACCCGAUAUCGGUAGAGAUUGGCCAUCCGAAUCAGAUAUCGCAAAUCUUCGACGCCAUCUCGUACGAGAAGGGUUCGAUCGUGAUACGCAUGAUGCACCUGUUCCUGAGCGAAGAAACGUUCCGCGAUGGGGUGAGCCGAUACCUCCGGCGGCAUGCUUACGGUAACGCGGAACAGGACAAUCUGUGGGAGGCUCUAACGGAGGAGGCACACGCUAACGGUGUGCUGCCCGAUUUUAUUGACGUGAAGCGGGUGAUGGAUUCGUGGACGCUGCAAACCGGAUAUCCUAUCAUUACGGUCACACGCAACUACGAUGCCAACUCGGCGGAGAUAACGCAAACCCGUUUCGUCUCAUCGGAAGUGCCGGCGGAUCGGAACGUGACGGACUACUGUUGGUGGAUUCCGCUGACGUACACUACCGCCAAGUCGCUGGAUUUCAACGACACACUGCCGAAGGGUUGGAUGGAAUGUACGAACGGAACGAGCAAUGGGCACCAGGUUAAAGUAAUGGACGAUCUGCCGGAUUCGGAGCACUGGGUGAUCUUUAACGUACAGCUGGCGGGAUUGUAUAAGGUCAAGUAUGACAAGACCAAUUAUCGGCUGAUUAUCGCCCAGCUGAAUGGGCCGAGCUACGAUGCGAUCGGGCUGCUCAACCGUGCGCAAUUGAUUGACGACGCGAUGGAUCUCGCCUGGACGGGGCAGCAAAACUACGGCAUCGCCUUCGCCAUGAUCAACUACCUGCGGCAGGAGACGGAGUACAUUCCCUGGAAGUCGGCCCUCACCAACCUGAACAGCCUGAACAGAAUACUGAAGCGCACGCCGCUGUACGACAUUUUCAAGAGCUACGUCCAGUACAUACUGGAGCCGAUCUACGAGCGUUUGGAGGUGUUUAACGUGACCAGAAAACCGACCGACCGGCUGGACGCAAUCAAACAGUUAACGCUGAUUGCCUCGUGGGCCUGCCGGUUCGAGGUGGGCGAUUGUGUUGACCGUUCCGUGCAGCUGUUCGCCCGCUGGAUGAACGAAGCCAACCCGGACGCGAACAAUCCUGUCCCGAUCGAUUUGCGGCCGGUCGUGUACUGUAACGCGAUACGCCAGGGUAACGAUACGCAGUGGAACUUCCUGUGGCGUCGCUAUCUGCAGAGCAACGUCGGUGCGGAGAAGAUCAUGAUCAUCGGUUCGCUAGCCUGCACGCGCCAGCUCUGGCUGGUGGAACGGUUCCUCCAGUGGUCCCUCAACAGCACCUCCGGCGUGCGCAAGCAGGACGCCACGAUCCUGUUCAGCAGCGUUUCGCGCAACGAUGCUGGCUUCAACGCAGCGAAAAGCUUCUUCCUAACACGUGCGGAUGAGAUUUACGAGUACUUGAGUCCCGAUACUUCGCGACUGUCGCGCUACAUAAAACCGCUGGCGGAGCAAAUGUUUUCCACCCAGGAGGUGCAGGAGCUGAACGAGCUGAUACGGAAGAAGACCGCACUGUUCGAGAAGGCUAAUCAGGGAGUGAAGCAAGCGCUGGAAACGGCACAGACGAACAGCAAGUGGGCUGAGACUAACAUCAACAAAAUGGAGCGCUUACUGCCGAUGUUAACCUCUCGGUCCGCCGCAGACCAUCUGCUAAAUUUGAUAGAUACCUAAAGAUCCAUCGUCGCUAAGCGGAGGUCUUCCUACGGCACGGCCGGGGCUCAAAUCCCACCCGGACCGUCAUCACCCUUCGUAGUGAGGGCCGGUCCUGAGAGGUCGUUAAACCGAAUAGUACUUAAAAAAGGGGUUAACAAGCCCAACAGCAGCAGCACACAGGAAGAUAUCAUUGAAUUUGUUUUAAACAUUCUAUGGGCGGCUUUUUUGUUGUUGUUGUUGUAAUGUCCAUCGAUUGAUUGAUCAAUCAGCAGCGAUUGAUUUAUAGUGUGCGUGACACGGUGUAAUGCAGGCCAUCAAUUUUAAUAAUAAAAACAAAACACAAAAAGAAAACACAUUUACAAAUGCUGCUUCGUUUUACUACGUACAACUUAAUUGUAUUGUUUUACAUGUUUUUUAAAUAAAUAGCCGAAAUCACAAAUUAA
Anopheles stephensi (Asian malaria mosquito) is the source of this 3477-nucleotide messenger RNA. RefSeq names its product aminopeptidase N-like. Gene Ontology annotation, molecular function: peptide binding; zinc ion binding; metalloaminopeptidase activity. Bases 188 to 3052 code for a protein of 954 amino acids. Lineage: Eukaryota; Metazoa; Arthropoda; Insecta; Diptera; Culicidae. The record is from RefSeq and is a predicted model, not a curated record. Gene Ontology annotation, cellular component: cytoplasm. The transcript has 4 exons. Gene Ontology annotation, biological process: proteolysis; peptide catabolic process.